CGGAUCAGAUUCUUCGCGCGAGAAAAAGAAAGAGGUUCCCUUCCCGAGAGGCGCAGUAGGGUUUGAGACGCCAAGCGAGACGAGCUCUUCUUCUCCUCCUUCUCUUUGAUCUCGAAUCCUUUGUCUUUAGUACGAGUUCUCGAUAAUGGGGAGGGGGAAGUUCAAGGGCAAGCCCACGGGUCGCAGGAACUUCUCUACCCCGGAGGAGAUGAUUGCUGGUACUUCAGCCCGUCCUCGCACAUUUAAGCAAGAACAAGCAGAAGAUGAAGUAAGAGAUGAAUCAGGAGAGGAAGAAGAAUCCGAAGAAGAAGAAAUUGAGAGGAGUAAAGGGACACAGGGUAUUAUUGAAACUGCAAAUCCAAACCUUGUAAGACCAAAAAACUUGAAAGCCAAAGAUGCAGAUCUUGAUAAAACACCAGAGCUCUCUAGGCGUGAAAGAGAGGAAAUAGAGAAACAAAAAGCUCAUGAACGUUAUAUGCGGCUGCAGGAACAAGGGAAGACAGAACAGGCCCGUAAAAGAUUAGAGCGUCUGAAUUUGAUAAGGCAGCAAAGAGCUGAGGCUGCAAAGAAAAGAGAAGAAGAGAAAGCUGCAAAAGAACUGAAGAAGGCAGAAGCUCGCAAGUGAACACUCUCAACCUUGCGCAAAACAUUGUGUAUGCAUCACGGGUAUGUAUUGAACACAGUAUGCUCGCACCCGUUUGCAAAAUAACAAUGACAAAUGUCAUGGUGUUUAUGUAAUAUGUUUAUACUUAAGAAUUUUUAAGAAUUUCAAACGCUAAUAUGAACAUUCCAUGCGAGACAAAUGAUGCAUGGAUUGUGACUUAUCAUCA
Dioscorea cayenensis subsp. rotundata (Guinea yam) is the source of this 830-nucleotide messenger RNA. Its product is annotated as 28 kDa heat- and acid-stable phosphoprotein. The record is from RefSeq and is a predicted model, not a curated record. Gene Ontology annotation, cellular component: cytosol. NCBI's taxonomy places the organism in Eukaryota, Viridiplantae, Streptophyta, Magnoliopsida, Dioscoreales, Dioscoreaceae. The transcript is spliced from 8 exons. The coding region runs from base 146 to 625 and encodes 159 amino acids. Gene Ontology annotation, molecular function: RNA binding.